UCUUAAAAGGGUCAAUUGUGAUUGUGAUGUUAUGAUUUUCGAUGUCUCUCAAUGGCCAUAGUUAGGGAUGGCCCACAUGGUAUUUUUUAUGUCUUCAUGACCCUAAAAGGUCAGGUGAGGGUUUAAAUAGCGGUCGCAGUAAUGGUUUCUGUCGCGUCACAAUCUUUGAUAUUGCAUAGAAUUGUGUUCAAAUGUGGCCUCAAUUGUUGUACUGUUGCGGUUUCGGCAACAUAAAAAAUUGUUAUGUUGCAGCCCAGAUUGCGGUUGCAGACCUUUAUUUAAAACUAUGUCUAAGGUCACCAUGAUUAGGGUUGUAUUGACAGUACAAAACCCUGUCAAAGGAUCACGAAUGUGACUGAACCGUGACCUCGAGUGUGAUCUAAAACCUUGGUGAUUUAUAUGCAAAAUUUAGAUAUUUUUCCUUUUAUUAGGUUAUGGCAGCUCGUGGUGACGAUUCAAUGUUUUUUUUUAAGCAUACGAUCCACUUGACCCAUUUGGAAAUAUCACAAUCAAAUGGGAUAUUAGAGAAUGGACACCUGAUGGUUAUGUUGCUGUUGUUACGAUGAACAAUUUCCAGCAAUAUCGUCAUAUAUCGGCACCAGGAUGGUCCUUAGGAUGGACCUGGGCUAAGAAGGAGGUAAUAUGGCAAGUGAUGGGAGGACAGACAACUGAACAAGGAGACUGUUCAAAGUUUAAGGGAAACACCCCACAUUGCUGUAAAAAAGAUCCAACGGUUGUAGAUUUACUUCCUGGGACGCCAUAUAAUCAGCAAAUUGCGAAUUGUUGUAGAGGUGGUGUACUCAGCUCAUGGGCACAAGAUCCAACAAAUGCAGUUUCGGCGUUUCAAGUCAGUGUCGGUAGUGCUGGCACUACUAACAAAACGGUCAGACUACCGCUAAAUUUUACCUUGAAAGCACCAGGACCAGGCUAUACAUGCGGACCAGCAAAAACCGUGACUCCUACUAAAUUUACAACACCGGACAAAAGGAGAGUGACUCAAGCACUUAUGACAUGGAAUGUGACAUGCACAUACUCACAAUUUCUUGCUCAGAAAACUCCAACUUGCUGUGUCUCCCUCUCGUCUUUCUAUAAUGAUACUAUUGUACCCUGUCCGACAUGUUCGUGCGGAUGCCAAGGCAACUCAGCUCAAUCAGGAAGCUGUGUAGAUCCAAGAGCACCACGUUUAGCUUCAGUUGUUAAAGGCGCCGGAAAUAAAAGUAUUACUCCUUUGGUUCAAUGUACAAGUCAUAUGUGUCCGAUACGAGUUCACUGGCACAUUAAAGUUAACUACAAGGAGUAUUGGAGGGUGAAGGUUACUGUUACUAAUUUCAAUUACAGGAUGAAUUACUCAGAUUGGAACUUGGUCGUGCAACAUCCAAACUUUGACAAUCUGACCCAACUGUUCAGUUUCAACUACAAAUCAAUAAAUCCAUACGGGUCGAUAAAUGAUACAGCAAUGCUUUGGGGCGUUAAAUUCUACAACGAUUUCCUCAACCAAGCUGGCCCUAAUGGUAAUGUGCAAUCAGAGCUACUUUUCCGAAAAGAUGAUUCUUUUAUGUUUGACAAGGGUUGGGGAUUUCCUCGGAGGAUCUAUUUCAAUGGUGAUAACUGUGUCAUGCCACCACCUGAUGCUUAUCCAUGGUUACCCAAUGCUGGUUCGAAGCUCGAGGUUUCCUUGGUUUCCUACCUUACUUUGAUGAUUGCUUCGUUGGUAGUCUUGGUACUUCACGCAUAUUGUUAAUGUUCGGAUCCAUGGUACACGCGAUUCUGCUAUCUAAAAUUUGCGUCCCUAACAGUUUUGACUCGAUUUUGUGAUACAAAUUUGGAAUUCAAACCUAGCUGGAGUAUGACAUCGAUUAAAAAUUCAAAGAUACAUUUGCCCUAUGAUUUGUUUCUUAGGUCCAACAUAAGGGUUGGAUUGUUAGUCAUCACUGUUCUAACUUUGUAAUGAUGUAUUUAUUGGUUUUAUAUAUCCUUGGUGUAUUUUGUGAAGUAAUUGUAAGAAAUAUAUAGAAGACAAACUGAAUCAUGAUAUUGGUUGGAUCUUUUGCUGCUAAUUGGAAUCAGGUUUCUUUUUAA
Trifolium pratense (red clover) is the source of this 2079-nucleotide messenger RNA. Its product is annotated as COBRA-like protein 1. Lineage: Eukaryota; Viridiplantae; Streptophyta; Magnoliopsida; Fabales; Fabaceae. Gene Ontology annotation, cellular component: plasma membrane. The record is from RefSeq and is a predicted model, not a curated record. Gene Ontology annotation, biological process: cellulose microfibril organization; plant-type cell wall cellulose biosynthetic process. The coding region runs from base 563 to 1741 and encodes 392 amino acids. The transcript is spliced from 6 exons.